Messenger RNA from Achroia grisella, 2829 nucleotides. RefSeq lists its product as uncharacterized. The record is from RefSeq and is a predicted model, not a curated record. NCBI's taxonomy places the organism in Eukaryota, Metazoa, Arthropoda, Insecta, Lepidoptera, Pyralidae. The transcript is spliced from 16 exons. Bases 1 to 2829 code for a protein of 942 amino acids.
AUGCGUGGCGACCGUGCCGCCCGCGACACGCGCCAUAAUAAAGAUCACGAAAACUUAAAAUCGUCACUGAAAAAGGGGACCAGGGCCAAAAAGCAUAGGGUGGUAUUUGAUGAGAGCGCAAAUGAAUUUUUCGAGGCCGAUUAUAUUAUCGUGGUGCGAGACGAAUGUGGGUAUUCCGAUGAAGGAGAAGGCGAAGAAUGCUCCGGUUGUGGAGCAUGCGAGCGCCACCAGGAACCCGAGCCCGGGGCGCUCAGUCCUCCGGAGGGGUACAAAGAUAUGGGGCUGUUCAAUCGGGACGGGACUCUACGGGAACAAGCGUGGUGGGACGCCGGCGACGUGGUUUUGGUGGGCGAGAGAUCCGGCACGGUGUUCACGCCGCAGCACCUUCAACUGCUACGUCGACUACAACGUGAAAGAAUGCUCCGUUCUACCAUUUGUGCCGACUGCGACGCGCACGCCGCGCUCCACCAGCCUCUCGAAAUGGAGUACAGUUACGAAGAGGACGAGGGUAGUGACGUAGACAGAGAGUUGCGUCCAGUGGCGCGGCGGACCGCUAAACAUAUCGCCGCCGGAGAAGAGAGGCCCAGGAUCAAUUCCAGCCAGCAGACCACUCCCACUGACGAAAGUCCACAAGAUCUUUGUCUAGAAGAAAUACAAACAGAAUUGCCGUCGGCUCCAUUGACCAGUGAAGAAAGUGAUACUGCCGAGACAGAUGGACGACUGUCAUCUGAAAAUUCGCCAUUACGUCAACGCCGGGGCGGAAUAUUGAAAGGGGGACGAUUAUGGAAAUCGAUGGACACUGACAAAGACAACAGCGAACAGCAGAACGAUGACCAACGAUCGACAACUACAGCGAGCGACGAAGAUGGUUCGAUGACUCCUCGCUCUGUACGGUUCGUGGAGCGAGCAAGCGAGACUUCUGACACGGCCCCAAGUGAAUCCGAAACAACACAUAACUCUGACAAUGAAACGACGUCACAGAACAGCACCAACACUACCCACAGACUUGAAACGCCACUGAUUCUCACAAUACACUCCCCCAAAGCGAACUCGGCGGUUCAACAGUUGUUCAACAGUGGUCGACCGCCGCCGCCAGCAAUUGAGCCUCAGUUGGUUACUUCAGAAACACUCCGAGCGUGGGAUGCCGGCGUGAGGCCGAAGACAGAAGACGCAGCAGUUCGACGGGUGGCUGAGAGGAAUGCGUUGCGCUGUUCAUUGCUGCGUAGUGAAGCAAGAAAGAAACAACAACCAAAGCAGGAGACGACAUCACUAGCAGAACGGAUUCGACUCCUGACAUGCGACGUAGAUGAAGAAACAGAGCAGCAGCGACCACCGCCUGCCGGAGCCAGCACCGAAAAAUUGUCCAACAAUAGCGACAAAUCCAGUGACAAAUCAUACAACAGCGUUGAUAAGAACAGUGAGAAAGCGUUUGGAAGCGCCUCUUCAUCCUCCUCGUCUUCGACUCUCUCUGCACCGGUGCCAACAAGACAACAACAUCCACCCGAUUUGGGCGAUGUGCAUCAAGAACCGCAGAAGCCAAAACCAGAACCGCGUAGACAGUUCCUUUCUACAUUAGCUCCACUAACGGCUUGCGUUGGAAGUGCUGCACAUCAUGAGGGUUUCUAUUAUUUGCCUCCUGAGAGGACCACUGCUUCAUCAGCUACUAAUAUUGACCUUCAAGAACAUAAUGAUGCACCGGCACCAGACAUCGUUGCUGGUACACCAGGUGCUGGUGAUGGUGACGACGGACUUGCUGCUUUCGCCCGAGCGACUGCUCCAAGAACAGAACGAUUGAGACAACGCUACGGUCAAGAAUCGCAACCAGGCAGCAGUGAUGACGAGCACGAUGACUACGGUUUCCAUCGGCGCCCAGCUGUCCGAGGCAUAGCUGUGAAGCAACAGUUAGGAGCAUCAGACGAAAUCCUUCAGCAAAUGCAAAAUGAUCUCCAGCCAUCUCCAGGCGCUACAUCGACACAGAUGCCAACUCAUUCAUGCCAACGUACAAACUCGAAUUAUUCAUGGCCGUACUACUCGGAGGCAAACUUGAACUCCAGGCCACAGAGUCGAGCCAGCGCUAGUUCUAAUUGGUCAAAAUCUUCAGACUACGUGACAGCGCGCCAAUGUGGUAGUACUUCAGUUCCUCAGCAACACAGCGAUGCUUGCUAUGCCCACGCUCAGAACAUGGCUUCAUACGCACAUUACCAGCAUAGGCAACAGCAGGAGAAUAUGUACAGAAAUUGUUCUCUCUACGCAAACGUCGGAUGUUCAGACAGCAGCCAGGAACUGUACAGCUCACAAACAAGUUCCGAGCAGACGUCACCAGUUCGCUCGGUAGCUCGCUGUCGCAGGCCGGAAUCUCCGCCUCCCAUCAGGAGCAAUCAUCAGCUACUGUAUGUCCCGUACAGCAACCACUAUCACUAUCAACACCAACAACACGAGUAUGGGGCGCAUUGGACUGCCAAUGACUACAGUCGCAUGCACUCGUAUUACCAGCAACAGAGUCGAAGCGGUACCAACACGCCUCAGCCAGCUGCUGCCACCCAACCACAGAGGGCGCACUACACCCACGCACUUCAACUACAAAGUUUGUGCCCAGCUCCAGCCAGAUACAGGCCUGUACCAGCAGCUCAGCCAGGCGGAGGCAAACAGAUGAUCUGUUAUUCUGAAAAGGUGGCUGCGCCUCUGUACCAGCCGGCGCCUGGUUCGCCAUCACGCUCAUCCUCUGCCAGGGGAGCGCCAGAAGGAGCACCGGCCGGUGUCGCAGCGUCCAGCGCUACAUCUCCGAUGGCAUCAGCACCUAAUCCUGUCUACUAUGCUAUGAACGUCUGA